Molecule: messenger RNA, 369 nt
Organism: Auanema sp. JU1783
Lineage: Eukaryota; Metazoa; Nematoda; Chromadorea; Rhabditida; Rhabditidae
Source: the annotation of a GenBank genome assembly
AGCCGAGAGCAGAGCAGUAAGGUUACACAUACGCUUAGUAAUCGCGAUCUGCUCGCUGAGUGUCGGCAUACUUACAAGGGCGUAUCUGAGGAGAACAUUACUGUUUCUUACACCCUUAAAGAAAUGUUCAAGAGAAUGGAAAACAGUCACAUGAAAAUGCUCAAGGAGAACACCAAAAUUAGUCAGGAGGCAACGAAAGCCGAGCUCAGAGCCGAGAGCAGAGCACUAAGGUUGCACAUACGCUUCGUGAUUGCUAUCUGCUCGCUGAUUGUCGGCAUACUCGCAAGGGCGUAUAUGAGUUUUUUAAAAGAGAUGGAGAAAAUUAAUGGAAAGAAGCAAAAGUGUUCCUUUUUGUGGCACUACUGUUGA